AUGUUAGCGAAAAUACUACAUAACUCUUUCCGCAUUUAUGCUUCCGGGUCUCAAUUAAACCGACAAGUCAUUGGCACUACUGUAUAUUUUUUUUCGUCUGAUGCAGGAUCAAACUUAUCUUCUAAGUUAAAGCAAGGGAACGGCGUAACGGGACAGGAAAUAGGGAUAAAAGAUCCUUCCUCAAAGGGGAAAAGUGGUUUGGAUAAAGUACCCUUAGCGAAGAAUUUGUCUGUUGACGUAACACUGAAAUCAGGUGCUGCAGCCAAAUUACCACUGGCAAAGGAGAUAUCAGCCGACGUCACAUUACAGACAGGAGAAUCAGCUAAGUCAUCGAUAACAGAAGGUGACCCAGCCAAAAUAUCUGUAGCGAAAAAAGCUUUGGAUGAUGUAACUUUGCAGACAGAAACCCCAGCUAAGUUGCCGGUAGCAAAGGCUGAUUCAACCAAUGUAACUUUAUCUGUAAGUGCUCCAGCUAAAAUUUCGACAGCAAGGGAAAAUUCUGGCGAUGUCGCUUUGCAGGAAGAUGACCCAGCUAAAUCAUCUGUAGCUGAGGAAACUUCGAAUAAUGUGACUUUGCAAAAAGAAGCCCCAGCUAAGUUAUCGGUAGGGAAAGAAGCUUUAGAAAAUAUGACUUCAGCAAGACAUGCUCCAGAGGACUCGUCAGGCACAGGAAGUUUAAAAGAAAGUUCUUCAAACGCUGUUAAAAUCAUCGGGGAGCCUUUGUAUACUGCUGUCAAAGAUGUCGCUAAAGAGCUGUACAAAGGUGACAGUGAGGGCAGGAAAAGGGCACAAAAGGAGCUGAUUGAAAAAUUAGCUGAAUACGAAAAAGAGACGUUUGAUACAGCAACUGCAAGUCAUACUAGUGAAAUGCUUUCAGACAAGGUUAUAGUCGAAAUUCUGGCUAAUGUCAGUGCUAUGAAGCCUAAGCCAGUUUCACGGGCGGCGGAGAUAAGACAUGCGCGUCGUGGCUUAGUCCAUCUGAGAAGAGAAAUUUUUUAUCAAGCUCAACAGACUGGUUAUUCUGCUGAAGAGGCUCGCAAAAUAGCUCAAAAUGCUGUAGACAUUGCUACAACUCGAGCCAUUGCUAGAAGCGAAAAAUUGUCAGCUGAACGGCGUGAGGAACUACAACGAGAAGAUGCGGAACUUGAAAAAAAAAAUGAGAAAGAAAAAAGGCUGUUUGCCUACGCUUCUCAAAUGAUUGAGAGGAUGCUUUUAUCUGGAACGGGGGAGCCAGAUGGGAAUUAUUUUUCUGCCGAUACAGUAGAACCCUACUACUUUGCUGACACUUUAUUCAAGGACGACGGUCCCGAUCUUGGAAUUUUUGAGAAGAAAAGUUUUUUGUUGCAUUUUCUUCCAUCUAGGAUAUGGAAUCAGUUGUUUGGUCCGAAGAAUGGAUUUGAGGAACUAAUCGAGUGGACAAAGAAGGGGAAGAUGUGGCCUUAUCCAAUAAAUAACGAGUAUCUUUUAGGGGGGGAAGAAAAUGUUAGCGUUGCGUUUCAUGAGCAUAUUUUCCUGGAUAAGGAGUUGGAGCACUAUAAAUUACCGAAGACGGGUCCAAUAGCCCAUUUUAUGGAACUUGUUUGUGUUGGCCUUUCAAAGAAUCCUUAUAUGACUGUAGGCAAGAAACGAGAUCAUCUGAAAUGGUUUGUUAAAUAUUUUGACAACAAAAGAUUUGCAUCUUCAGCCUUCUUUUUCUUUCUACCGUUCUUGAUUACUGUGAUAUUAAGGUUUGCCAACUUUUUUGACAACAAAAGGAUUGAAGAAAUUCGUCAGCUUGAAAAAGCAGAGCGGGAAUUAUAA
Molecule: messenger RNA, 1800 nt
Organism: Enterobius vermicularis (human pinworm)
Lineage: Eukaryota; Metazoa; Nematoda; Chromadorea; Rhabditida; Oxyuridae
Source: the annotation of a GenBank genome assembly